This is a messenger RNA of Cucurbita pepo subsp. pepo (vegetable marrow), 349 nucleotides long. Lineage: Eukaryota; Viridiplantae; Streptophyta; Magnoliopsida; Cucurbitales; Cucurbitaceae. The record is from RefSeq and is a predicted model, not a curated record.
AUGAUAAUUAACUCAUGUUUUGCACAAUCUGAUUCUAAAUACCAGCGCCCAUUGUCUCCAUGGGAAGUGGCUAUUUUGAAUCACAUGAAGGAUUCCACUCUGUUAGCUCAUUGCAAGUCGAAAAACGAUGAUUUAGGUGAGCAUGUGAUCGUACCUGGAGGAAAAUAUUACUGGAUGUUUAGUGAAAAUGUUUGGCAAUCUACACUAUUUUGGUGUAAUUUUAGUAGCAAACAUGGGCAGGCUUCUGGUGAAGUGUUUUGGCCAGACAACGGAGGCUGGCUUCAAGAUCGAUGUGCAAGUAAUACCUGCAUAUGGGCUGCUAGAGACGAUGGCAUUUCCUUACGUCUUG